This is a messenger RNA of Actinia tenebrosa (Australian red waratah sea anemone), 3751 nucleotides long. RefSeq lists its product as uncharacterized. Gene Ontology annotation, cellular component: nucleus. Gene Ontology annotation, biological process: regulation of transcription by RNA polymerase II. NCBI's taxonomy places the organism in Eukaryota, Metazoa, Cnidaria, Anthozoa, Actiniaria, Actiniidae. The record is from RefSeq and is a predicted model, not a curated record. Gene Ontology annotation, molecular function: RNA polymerase II cis-regulatory region sequence-specific DNA binding; DNA-binding transcription activator activity, RNA polymerase II-specific; protein binding.
CCUUAAAGUCGGUGGAGUUUGUUCACUGGCUUCCCCAAAUCAUGGCUGAUUUUUAAAGAAAUUUCUAUCCGAUUUCUUAGAUAAUUAAGGAGUUGGUUCAUUAACGACUCCAUGAUGGCUAGAACAAAACAAACACCGGUAAAAUCUGCGCAAAAUGAAAGUCCAAUACGAAAAUCUGGACGCGAGAAACGAAAAGCGUCUACACGCGGAAUGGCGGAGUCCAAACAGUCGAAGAAACGAAAACUGCGAUUCAGUUCUCAAAAUGACGAAAAACGUUCAUCCACGAUAAAAAAACCUAAAGCAAAAGGUAAGCCAAAUGACUACCUACCACCAGAGCUUCGCAAAGCUGGCCUUCUUGCACAACAGAGUGUUGCUAAAGGAAAGUGUUUUGGACCAUUUAGAGGGCACUUCAGCAAAGCUGGAAAAAAGACUGAUAACGACUGUUCACUGGUCUGUAAGAUAAAGGGUGUUGAUGAAGUGAGCUAUUUCUUCUUUGUUCAUGAUACUGACAAAGAAAAAUGUAUGUGGCUCCAGGGGAUGCAAAGCGCAUCAAGCAAGAUGACACAGAACAUGGUGGCUUACAAGUCAGCUGUUGGUGUUUGUUAUGAAGCAACUUGUGAUAUCAAUCCUGGUGAAGAGUUACUGGUCUUGUAUGAUGAUACAUAUGGGGGCAAGAAGUAUCCUGCAUACGUUGAAAGUAUACCAGUACAGUUUGUGCCUCAGUCAGGGGAAGGGCAGCUCACUGUAUUACCACUAAAUGAGCAGGAAGUUGAAAAUGCUGAUGAGACCCAAGAGGAUAUAGCUGGUAUAGGUACAAACAACGAUGACGCAGAUGAUGGAACAAGAGAUGAUGAUGAUGAUGACAAUAGUGAUGAUGAUGAAGAGGACUUUGACAAUGAUGUUACAGAUAAAGAUUUUAGUCUAGAGGAUGAUCAAGCUAAGAUGCCGACUCCAAAGAAAAAGCCUAAAGAGGUUACCAAGGUUACUCCAAGUGUAAAUGAAAUAAUAUCGAUGAGUCUUAUGGAUGGCACAGAAACUACUCAUAAAAAGUACCAAUGUGCUUACUGUGCUGAAGAGUUUUCUUCCCAUGAUGCAGCUGUUGAGCACGUGACAUCACAGAAAUGUACAAGCUUGUUGUUCACAUGCGAUUCAGGGUGUGGUCGUACAUUUGAUAGCAACCUCAGCAAAAUUACACACAAGUGUAAUGGAAAAUCAAUAUGUUCUGUUUGUGAUAUGGAGAUGAGCAGCUAUAGAGAGUUGUCACGUCACAUGAAGGAAAAACGAGAUGACGAAGAUCACAAACCAAGGUGUACAAAGUGCGAUAUUAUCUUUGCAACAAGGAAGAAAAAGUAUGCACACAUGCGCAAUGAGCACGCAUCUCCAGACAGCAUGAUGGCUUGUCCCGUGUGUCACAAGCUGUACACCAAGUCGUACCUGAAGGAACAUCUACAAUCCCACGCCCCUGAUGCCUUCAAGUGUACUCUUUGCCAGAAACAGUUCUCAUCAAAGAGUAAUCUACGUAAACACAUUCACAAACACAGUCCUGGCUACACUCCUGUUAAAGAUAAUAGAAGAUACGAACCAAGAAAAAGAAAGCAUGAGUGUAGUGAAUGCCAGAAGAUGUUUGAUAGCCCUCAUUCGUUAGAGAUCCACAUGCGUUCACACACCGGAGAGCGUCCGUACCAAUGUGAAUUAUGUCAUUGGAAGUUCUCCCAGAAACCUCACCUCAAACGACACAUGAAAACCGUCCAUUGCAGCGACGAUGAAGAGAAAAGCGAAAGAUCUCUUCCACCUGCUGAGAAGCCCAAGACUUGUGAACUGUGUAACAAAGUGUAUUCGAACUCGCGCGUGCUUCGAGUUCACAUACAGUCCGUACAUGAAAAGGAAAGACCACAUAAAUGUUCGUACUGCGAGGCUACAUUCACUCAAAGAGGUCAUCUAUGGCGUCACAAACACACUACUCACCCAGAAUGUGACGAGGUCCAGAAGAAACUCCAAGUACGAAGAUAUGUGUGCACUGUAAAGGAAUGCGAGGCUUCUUUUUGUUGCCAGGCAGAACUGACAAGCCACUUAUCUACUGUACAUCAAAUGAAGUGGCCAUUCCAUUGUGAUGAAUGUAGUGCAACCUUCGCCAAUAGAAGCAACUUGAAUAAGCAUCGUCGUCGACGCCACAAAUGCACGCCUGAUGGAGUUGAGAAGCCGUUCAUUUGUGAUACCUGCGAAAACGAGUUUGAAUCGCAUUACAAACUAACACAACAUAUCCGAACUCAUACUGGAGAGAAGGAGUUCAAAUGCGAACUUUGCGGACAGGGAUUCGUACAGAAAUCAGGUCUCAAUAAACAUAUCAGGUGCAGGAGAUGUCCAAAGAUCGAAGGCAGUCCAGUCAGACAGAUAUCGUCUAAAAAGUACCAAUGCGAGAUUUGUGAGCGCGUAUUCCCAGGACCUUCUGACCUGAAGUCCCACGCCAGGACACAUACCGGUGAGAAGCCAUUUGAGUGUCCUGAAUGUCACAAGAGGUUCAGCCAAACAGGAAACUUGACCAAGCACAUCAAGUACGUUCACAAUAAAGUCAAAAGACCAAAAGACAAGCCUCGACAGAAGAAUUUUUUCUGUAGUUUGUGUGGCAAAGCCUUCGCCUGCCCGAGCAGUCUUGCAAUGCACUGCAGAACUCAUUCAGGCACCAAACCAUUCAAAUGUGAUACAUGCCAAACAGCAUUUUCUCAACUUGGAAACUUAAAGAAACAUUUGAAGAGGUGGCACGAUCCAGUCAGCGGUACAGUUCCGAAACGCAAGCGCGUGAGUAAGAAAAAAGCCAAGGGGCAAAAAGAUGAGGCGACGGUUGAAAAUGAAGUGGGUGAACUAAGCGAGGCAAGGAAUGAAAACGAGGCUAUGAUGUCAAAAGAAGCUAGUCAACCAAAUGAAAGCAAUGAGAACAGUGUGAAUCAUGAAAGCGAGGUAGAGGAAGGUGACAACAAUAGCAACAGUCAGAAUGAUGCAGAAGUGAUGAGAAGAGAAGAGACUGCGAUUGCAUCUAUCCUUACUUCUAUCACCUCUGAUCAAAGCUUCGCCAAUAACAGAGGGUUUACCCCAUUGAAUACACCCACCCCAGGGUUCUAUAUUUCUCCUCUCAACUCAGCCAUCUCCAAUAUAGGUCCCUCAUUCACCAGAGCCUCAAUCAUCAUGACAUCCAUGUCCCCUGUUAACUCCACUGUAACGGUCCCUGCUGUAAUGUCCCAAAUGCAACAGAAUAUGGAGCCACAUACUCAGCUGGCCCCUGUUUUUGUACCAUCUCCAAUAGGUUCCUUCAUGACAGUUGUCCCACCCACUGCCAUGCCUCAAAUUACAACAUCCAGUGCGUUGGCACCAAUAACAUCAGUCACCACUAGUAGUAUCUCCAGCUCCUCAACAAUAUUGCCCCAUAUGCACACUAUUUUAACCUCUCAAAUAGACCCCCAGCAUUAUGUCCCUCACACGACAAUGAACCAAGUUCAAACUACUGACAUACCUAUGUACCCAUUCUCACCAUCCUCUUUAUUCCAGCAUUAAUCCCUGUCUUUUGACCCAUCCCUAUCCCCCUAGUAGCAAAAGGGUGGCUCUUGAUCACAAGAGGCCUACAAAGAAUUCAUGAUAUUGUAUGAUGUAUAUUUAGUUUAGGAGUGUUGUAUGACAUGUUGUAGUAUCAAGAAUGCAUAUGUAUCAUCAUUAGCCAUUAUAACCGAUUUAUAUUCAAUUAAAAUGGUGUUUAUAUUAA